Acanthochromis polyacanthus (spiny chromis) is the source of this 2089-nucleotide messenger RNA. RefSeq names its product CCAAT enhancer binding protein alpha (gene cebpa). The transcript has a single exon. Gene Ontology annotation, molecular function: RNA polymerase II cis-regulatory region sequence-specific DNA binding; DNA-binding transcription factor activity, RNA polymerase II-specific. Bases 153 to 1076 code for a protein of 307 amino acids. The record is from RefSeq and is a predicted model, not a curated record. Gene Ontology annotation, biological process: DNA-templated transcription; myeloid cell differentiation; regulation of transcription by RNA polymerase II. NCBI's taxonomy places the organism in Eukaryota, Metazoa, Chordata, Actinopteri, Pomacentridae.
UUUGACAGCUCUCCGUGUCCUGAUCAGGAGAAGCAGCCGUCGCUCCGCAGCCUCCUCCUCUCCGGUAAACCGUCCGUUCUUACCGAGCUGCGGCUCCGGAGCUCCGCCACCUGAGACUUUCCAAACUGGAUUCCCGGAGCUCCUCGCCAUGCAUGCCCGGCUUUAGAUUCUCCAUGGAGCUCUCUAACCUGUACGAGGUCGCGCCCCGGCCCCUGAUGAGCAGCCUGACCCACGGCCAGCAGCCCUCCUCCGGCUACAGAGACCCGGCAGAGCUCGGCGGUGAGAUCGGAGACAGCGAGACGUCCAUCGACCUGAGCGCCUACAUCGACCCAUCGGCGUUCAACGACGACUUCCUUGCCGACCUGUUCCACCACAGCUCCCGGCAAGACAAGCUGAAGAUGAUGAACGGGGAGUACGACCCGGUUCCGUGCGGCCCGGGGCCCCAGCAGCUCUACAUGUCCAACUACAUGGAGUCCAAGCUGGAGCCCCUCUACGAGCACAACCCGCCGCGCCUGCGCCCGGUGGCCAUCAAGCAGGAGCCGCGGGACGACGAGGACCUGAACCCCGGUCUGCCUCCCACCUACCACCACCCGCACGCGCACUCCCAGCAGUACCAGCACCCCCCGCAGCAGCCGCAGAUGCCGCACCUCCAGUACCAGAUCGCGCACUGCGCCCAGACCACCAUGCACCUCCAGCCGGGUCACCCGACGCCCCCGCCGACCCCGGUGCCCAGCCCGCACCAGCACCACCACCAGCACCCGCACCAGCACCAGCACCCGCAGCAGGGCGGCCUGAAGCUGCUGGACCCGCAGCGGGGCGGCGGGAAGCCCAAGAAGCACGUGGACAAGAGCAGCCCGGAGUACCGGCUGCGGCGGGAGCGCAACAACGUGGCCGUGCGCAAGAGCAGGGACAAGGCCAAGAUGCGCAACAUGGAGACGCAGCAGAAGGUGGUGGAGCUGACCACCGACAACGACAGACUGAGGCGGAGGGUGGAGCACCUGACCCGGGAGCUGGACACGUUACGGGGCAUCUUCAGGCAGCUGCCCGACGGAUCCUUCAAACCUCUGGGCAGCUGAGAGACUCCGACCCGCAGCUGGACGCAGCUGGAUUUACGCACGGAGGAGCUGCUGUUCACUGCAAACACACGAGGCUGAGCGCGUGCACAGCCGGACUUUAGGUGGACUGAGGUGAGGACUGAUCCAGACCCGCCCAGGGCUCGUGUUGUUGCAGUGAUCAUGUGCCUUUGGACUGUGCAGAAUAAGCUGGUUCCACAGCGGACUCGUAUUUGUGCCUUUUUCCCACCAGACAUAUCAGAGCAGCUAAGGUAGGGCACGGGGAGCGCGCACGGGGAGCGCGCCCCAGCCUGUUGUGCAUGUUUCUUAUUCUUGUGUUUUAUACAGUUAGAGUCUCUUCUUACCUUCACCUGUGUGUGUUCCAGUGUCAGAAUCAUUCCAGUGUUUUUAAAGCUGAACCUCGGUGCUGGAGCUCCAACCUGAUCACCUGAAAUGUUUCAAUGUGGACUCAGUAAUGAGUUGCAGCUAAAUGUGGACUUUGUGAAGAGUUUUCUGUAGAACAUGAAGGCGGUGCUCCUCAGCAGCACUUGUUCCCCUCAAAGACUCCAAACAUCUGAUCAGUAGAAACAUGAGCUCUGAGAGGAACUCCUCCUCUGAAGCUGGAGUCUUUCAUGCCAAAGUCAAAGAUUAAAGCUGAGUGAGUUCAACUGGAAUGAAGCUGUGGACCCUGUGUGUGGUUCUGCAGCAGCUCCUGGAUGCACUAAAGAGGUUCUGACAGAACGUCGAUGUUCUGAAUGUGAACAGGGUUCUAUGCAACGUGACUCUUCCUCUCUGGACUCGUGGUGCCUUCUGAUCCACCUUUGACCUCCUGAUUUAACAGAUUCCACAGAUCGGAGUCAGCGAGGAAGAAGGAAGCACUUUGCUGUUGUUUUUUAUUUUUACAAACUCUGAUGUUGUUUCAAACUUUACGUCUCAAUUGUAAAAUAAGCCUAUAUAUAAAUAUAUAUGAAUAAAUAUAUAUAUAAAAUACCAAAAAAUCUGAAGUAUUAUAAUAAAAGAAGCUUGUUUUAACAGAA